Alligator sinensis (Chinese alligator) is the source of this 1881-nucleotide messenger RNA. RefSeq names its product thrombopoietin (gene THPO). The record is from RefSeq and is a predicted model, not a curated record. Gene Ontology annotation, biological process: positive regulation of ERK1 and ERK2 cascade; positive regulation of hematopoietic stem cell proliferation; thrombopoietin-mediated signaling pathway. The transcript has 6 exons. The coding region runs from base 59 to 1273 and encodes 404 amino acids. Gene Ontology annotation, molecular function: hormone activity; cytokine activity. NCBI's taxonomy places the organism in Eukaryota, Metazoa, Chordata, Crocodylia, Alligatoridae. Gene Ontology annotation, cellular component: extracellular region.
GUGCUGGUGCCAGGCUGGAAAGGUGCAGCCCUGCACGUCCGCAGCAGGCGGAAGCCGCAUGCAUCGGCAUUGGGCAAGGCCCGGAGCGUGGGCAGCCGGGGGAGGGAGGGUUUGGGGGAUUGACCUUGGUGCCCUGCCUUGUGCCACAGGCCCUGACGCGCAGAUUGAGGCACCCGCUGGGCUCUCCCCUGCUGCCUGCUCCACUGCCAAAGGCUGCAGGGUGCCCUGGAGCCCGGUGCAGCCCAGCCGCUGCCCAGGCUGUUCCCAGGGCGGUCCCCAAGCCCUGACCCCAUCUCCUGCGGGGUUUUCUGGCCUGAGCCACUCCAGACCUGCGUCAGGCCCAAGGUGCCGGGAGGCUCCCGGUUCACGAGGGCGGUGGGAGCACCGGGGUGCUUGGAGGCCCCAGCCUGUGCCGGGGAGCUGGUGCCUCUGGCAUCCCACUGUGCGCACGCCCCCCGCACGGCGAGCCAGGGAGGAAGCGUCUGGAAGCAGGAAGCCGCUCGCGGGCCAGCACUCGUCCCUGCUCCUUGGAGAAGCACAACAGGAAGCGGUGCUGGGCCAGCCCGGGGCUCCGGCCGCCUGGACUCGGGGCCCCGCUGGGAGCCGUCCCCCAUGGCCGCUGGCGAGGAGCAGGGGAGCAGCUGCAGGCCGCCAGGAGCAGGAUGUGGCGCCCAGACGGCCCCUUAGCAUGGAGCUGAACCGCCUGCUGCUCCUCACAGCCUUCCUCCUGCAUGUCCGGCUGUCCAGGAUGAGCCCGACCCGCCUGGUCUGCGACAGCCGCCUUAUCCACAAGUACAUUGCUGAGGCCAAGGACAUGGAGAGGAGAGCGGGCCUGUGCCAGGAGCUGCUCCCGCUCCCCAAGCCCGUCCUGCUGCCCCUGGUGGACUUCAGCCUCCGCGAGUGGAAAGUCAAGACCAAUGAGACCAAGCGGCAGGAGAUCCUCUGUGACCUGGCGAUGCUGGUAGAUGCUGUGACGGCCGCACAGAGCCACGCGGGGCUGGAGUGUGCAGGUGUCCUGCUAGAGCAGCUCUACCACAAAACCAGCUCCUUCCACCUGCUGCUGCAGACUUUCAGCUGGCAGGUGAGCACUGGAAGCCCCAGCUGCGCACCACGGACCGUGGCCCAGAGCCACCCCAGCACCACAUUCCUAGCAUACCGGCAGCUGGUGCAGGGCAAGCUGAGGUUCCUGUUCCACGACCUGGCCCGGGAGUCAUGUGCUGAGGGCAGCCCUGGCAAAGCCCCAGGACCCCCCAGCCCCUCAGCGGGCCGGUGAGAACAUUGCAUGCUGAUGGUUAGAUACCAUGGGCAGAGCGGGGCCCUGCUCUCCAGGGCAGGGCAGGUGGAGGCCCUGUUGGAGAUGGGGGCUGCUGCAGCCACACAUUCGCACGGACGACAGGCAGCAGGUUCCUCUGGUGCGACAGCCUACUCCAGUGGUGGGUGGCCCAGUACCAAGGGGCAGGGCUGGAAGGAACCUGGCCCCAGGAGACAACUGGCUGGAAGACGUGGCUCUGCUUGGCUCAGGGCUCCUUCAGGAUGCAGGGCAGUACAUGCUUACAGCAGCUUGCUUCCCUGCCAGUACAGGGCCUGCAAUGCAGGCACUGUGAGGCCCCAUGGGCAAGGCCAAAGGACUUGAUUUUCCCAUGGGCACCAGGAGUGGCAGCAGGGUGUGCCCCCCCACCAUGCCUUCAUCCCAGUGCACAGCCAAAAGCCCUGCAGCCAGACUGGUCUGAUGCAGCUGACCCAGCUCCUGUGCCUGCUGGUUUGCUGCUGCAGGGAUCAGACAGCAGAGUGAAGAGCAGUGCCUGGGCCAGAAAGGACAGGUCCUAGGGUUUACUGGAGGCAGGGGAGUCAGGGUCUUUCUACUGUGAAAACCUUUUCCGA